Juglans regia (Persian walnut) is the source of this 846-nucleotide messenger RNA. RefSeq names its product nuclear transport factor 2B-like. The transcript has 2 exons. NCBI's taxonomy places the organism in Eukaryota, Viridiplantae, Streptophyta, Magnoliopsida, Fagales, Juglandaceae. The record is from RefSeq and is a predicted model, not a curated record. Gene Ontology annotation, cellular component: nuclear pore central transport channel. Gene Ontology annotation, biological process: nucleocytoplasmic transport. Bases 241 to 714 code for a protein of 157 amino acids.
GAUCUGUGCAAACAACUAUCUACUAUAGUUCAGCAGAUUUCCCAACAUGUCAAUCGCGUAUAUAGCUCCAUCCUACACCAGAUCGAGCACCAAAUACUAACACGAACUAAGCUCUUGGAGUUUGAUAAUUUAGAAAGAGAACAGAGAUUCGAGAGAGGGCAGAGUAGUCAAUCCAGUGCUGAUCAAGGAGUCAAACCCUGCAACAUCAACAUCUUUUCCCUUUUUUGUGCCUUAGCCCACAUGUUAAGUACCUUAUUCCAUUUUCACGACCCUUUAUAUUUUCAUGCUCUGGGAUUAGAUUGGGAGGGAAUAAGAUUAGAGAGAGGGAGGGAGAAGAUGGAAGAACAUGUGGAGAUGGUUGGUAGGGCAUUCGUGGAUCAUUAUUAUCACCUCUUUGACAAAGAUAGAGCUGCUCUGUCUUCUCUAUACCAGCAAACUUCCAUGCUGACCUUUGAGGGACAGAAGAUUGUAGGGGUUGAGGAGAUAUCUUCUAAGCUUAAUCAGUUGCCAUUUGAUCAUUGCCAACAUGAGGUCAGUACCAUCGAUUCACAGCCCUCGUCAUGCACUGGCGGCAUCAUGGUCUUCGUCAGCGGCAGCCUCCAGUUGCCUGGAGAGGAGCACCAUCUCAGAUUUAGCCAGAUGUUCCACUUGAUUCCCACCCCACAGGGAAGCUUCUAUGUGCAGAAUGACAUAUUCCGCCUCAAUUAUGGCUAAUCUGUUGUCAUUCAACCAUUGAUGUAUGUGGCAAAUCUGCCUCAUCACUGUUAAUUGUAUUGAUCGAGGGAACAAAUACAGUUCAUCAUUCUAUGUUUUGUUUAAUCUUCAGAGGUCUCUGUUUCAUUGUUA